AUGCACAUCAUCUAUUUCUAUGUCAUUACAAACUACAACAACCCGGCUGCACUGACCCGAUCGGUUUGGAGCUUUGAUGCAACAAUAGUCGUGACCGCGGUUAUCACAUGCAUCACUCAUGGAUUUUAUGCCCGCCGAGUCUACAUAUUGAGCAAUCGGAGCUGGUUCCUCCCUACCAUCAUAGGCAUCCUUUCGGCGGUACGGAUGAUUCUCGGUUGUGUCGUGACCGUCCGCAUAAUAGGGGUGAUUGCCUCCCUAUUCUUCACAAUAAUGUUCCUGAUGGUGGAUGUAACCUUCGUACAGGUUCUGGUCGACGUAAAAGAUCUGGGUUCAAUCGCAGGUAAGCCGUCCUCCAUCAAUGACCUGUACUUCCUCUGGGUAAUCACUGGUCUACAUAGCACAGAUAAUUUAAUUGAUAGACUCACCUAUUGGACAAUAAACAACGGUCUUCUUACGAGUCUCCUUGGACUGGCAAUCAUUAUAUCUCUUGUAGCAAUGCCGUACAACAUGAUUUAUCUCGCCUUACACCUCCUACUCGGUAAACUUUAUGCGAAUUCGCUGCUGGCAACGCUUAACUGUCGUACACCGCAUGCCGGAAGAGGGAUCAAUGAGUCUGGAGAGGAUGGAACAACUGUCUCGUUACCUACAAGAGCCCCGUCGGGCACCUCAUCAUUUCCAGCAAGCACAAUCGACCGUAAAGGGGUCACUCCGGUCGUGCAUGUUGAGACAACGAUUGUCAGCGACAAGGCUGAUUGA
This is a messenger RNA of Postia placenta MAD-698-R-SB12, 756 nucleotides long. RefSeq lists its product as hypothetical. Bases 1 to 756 code for a protein of 251 amino acids. NCBI's taxonomy places the organism in Eukaryota, Fungi, Basidiomycota, Agaricomycetes, Polyporales, Adustoporiaceae. The record is from RefSeq and is a predicted model, not a curated record. The transcript is spliced from 18 exons.